UCUUUGCUGAUUGCUAACAACAUGGCUUCAGAACAGCAGCAGCCAUCAUCCAAAUUUUCAUUCCAUCCUCAAACUUACCACAGCUUUCUGGUUUUGGACUUUGAAGCAACAUGUGAUGAACAACUCAUAAACCCACAGGAAAUUAUUGAAUUUCCAAUCCUCAAGUUACACAGCAGGACACUGGAAAUUGAAUCUACCUUUCAUGUGUACGUUCAACCAAUUGUCCAUCCAAAACUGAUAUCUUUUUGUACGGAGCUCACAGGCAUUGAGCAGUCCAUGGUAGAUGGGAAACCAACAUUGCCAGAAGUCCUUCAGAUGGUUGAUGACUGGAUGAGGGAUAAUGGAUUGCUGGAUCCCAAAAUUAAUUCCAUUUUUGUAACGUGUGGAGAUUGGGAUUUAAAAACACUGCUGCCAAGACAACGCCAGUACUUGGGUCCGCCAGUCCCUGAUUACUUCAAGAAGUGGAUUACUCUCAAAAAGGCAUAUAGCUUUGCUAUGGGAAAAUAUCCAAAGAAUGGACUGCUAUUCAUGAUCAGUGGGUUGAAUUUGCAACACAUUGGAAAACCACAUAGUGAAAUUGAUGACUGCAAGAAUAUUGCCAACAAAAUGAAGGAACUAGCACGAAGGGGGUUCACAUUCAAGCAAACUGGAUCUAACCUCUAA
Hypanus sabinus (Atlantic stingray) is the source of this 663-nucleotide messenger RNA. Its product is annotated as ERI1 exoribonuclease 3-like. Lineage: Eukaryota; Metazoa; Chordata; Chondrichthyes; Myliobatiformes; Dasyatidae. Gene Ontology annotation, biological process: exonucleolytic trimming to generate mature 3'-end of 5.8S rRNA from tricistronic rRNA transcript (SSU-rRNA, 5.8S rRNA, LSU-rRNA). Gene Ontology annotation, molecular function: nucleic acid binding; 3'-5'-RNA exonuclease activity. The annotation marks the transcript as partial. The record is from RefSeq and is a predicted model, not a curated record. The transcript has a single exon.